This is a messenger RNA of Bombus huntii, 9098 nucleotides long. RefSeq names its product soluble guanylate cyclase 88E (gene Gyc88E). Gene Ontology annotation, cellular component: guanylate cyclase complex, soluble. The transcript has 13 exons. Gene Ontology annotation, biological process: response to oxygen levels; cGMP biosynthetic process; nitric oxide-cGMP-mediated signaling. Gene Ontology annotation, molecular function: heme binding; guanylate cyclase activity; oxygen sensor activity. The record is from RefSeq and is a predicted model, not a curated record. NCBI's taxonomy places the organism in Eukaryota, Metazoa, Arthropoda, Insecta, Hymenoptera, Apidae. The coding region runs from base 2127 to 4604 and encodes 825 amino acids.
CAAUGUGCCGUAAAAUACAUAUUAGCAUAAUUUAAGACAUAUUAGAAUAAUUUAAGACAUAUUAGAAUAUACAUAUAGGAAUCAAAUAAUUGAAAGUUAAUCAGAAUUUGUGUACAUUGCGGAAGUUUUACAGCGGAAUAAUACUUAGACGAUUAUAGUCGGAGUACUUUGUCAGCUAUUAAAACAGUUGACAAAUUUAUAAAUGCUUCUAUCUUCUAAAUUAUCGAUUAUAUAUUUAUAUUUAGCAAUCUUCAUAUUCUACGCUACAAAGUAACUUCUCUUCAGAAUUGAAAUGCACAAUAUUAUAUAUAAUCGUGUUUAAUAUGAUUGCUGCGAUUGUGAAGUUUAUAAUUUUAUCAGAGUAACAUAUUUAAUUAAUCAGUUAGAUAUAUCUUUUAAUCGCAUAAUCUUUAAAUAAUAUUUUAAGCUUAAGUAAAACAUUUACGGUACAUGAAUUUCCAGUGUACAGAGGUUUCCAUUGUCGAUAUUGUACAGAAUAUGGUUAAAAUCUUCUCCAAGUCUAUAUUACUUUUAGUAUCCACAGAUUAUUAAGCGAUAUUAUACUUUUAUAUCUUAUUUCUAGUUACACAUUUAAACUUCCUAUAAAAAUCCAUUCUUUGUACGUGUAUUAAUAGUACGUGGUACGCAAAAAGGGGAGAGAUCUCUCCCCUGUUAUUCAUUCAGUUGUACGUUAUAUUUAAAACAGGAAGAUCUUUUCAAUUGAAUAACAAUGCUCCAAAUGAUGGUAGAUUUUGGUAAGUGACUACAUGCGAUAACUCUUCGUUAUUAACCAUGAAGAAUCAAUUUAUUUCUAGUUCAAUCGCAAUAACCGAACGUUUCCUAUUAUUCGUUUAACUAACCGGACAAUCAUUUCAUUAGAAUAUUUUAAAUGAAAAAAAAAAAACAAACAAAUUUUGAAUAUAACAAGGAUCGCUUUUGCUACGAGUCUUUCAAUCUUAUCAUUUUAACUGUUCACAGGUCAAAAUGGUUAACUCCGCUUCUUGUUAAAUUUUAGCCAACCGUUUGAUUGCCCAAACGAUUCAUUGGUUACGUAAUUUCAUCAAUUCCCUCUACUUGUUAUCUCGUAGAGUUAAUCGAUCUGGCAAGUAAGUGGUUCAGCCGUAUUUUUAAAAACGAUUUAUCUUUUAAAAUCACUAUUUUCUACUAUUCCUUCGAUACGUGUAAUGAUCGUAACGAUCAAUCUGUAGUGUAAUAAAUCUUAUCUUAUCUUUAUUAUUCUCCUGAAAGUCACGGUUACCGACUCCGCUAACAGAGGUGCGUUUCUUCUUCCAUUGAAUUCAUUACGUAAAUUCAAUUGUAUGUCUACUAAUAAACGUAUAUUUCUCAAUGACCGACACGCUCUUCGUAUGAUGCGGAGCGUGUGUGCGCGCUCGCCUCGGAUCCGCGCUAUUAAGAAUAACCAAAGGUGAUUACCAUUUUACUUUCUACGGGGGCCACGUUACACAGCAUGCAAAUGCAAUAUUCUCUUGGCAACUGGCUGCGGUUCCCUUGCGAUUUACGUCUGCGAUGGCUCGUUAGUAGUCGCUCUUGGUAUCGGCUUAUUAUAUGAACGACGUACAUCAUCGCUUGACUUUCUGAUCGAGUUUGCCGACUAAUAACAGGAAACAGUGACCUUCUAUUUAGUAGACAGUAGCAUGUCUGGGUAUGUGGUGGUCAGUAAAGUGUCCGAUUGUUUGACGGGCACCCGGUACUCUAUGAUUUUGCACGCUAAACCGACGAACGUUCAAUUAUUUUUCGAUCUCCACGACAGAUCUCGUUACGUUCGUUAAAUUACAGAAACGUUCGAAAUAUUGCUCUUCUCUUUGUCUGUUGGUAAUCUCAUCGAACAGCGUGACAAAUUAGCAGCUUAAUUGUACGUCUCGUAUUAGUAGAAAAAGCGCCAGUGACGCGAGUUUCUUGAGUUUUGCAAGUUUCAGCACGAUACGAUGUAAAUGAUUUUCGUAGCAACGCGUGUUUCAUUUGUGCUACCUUGAGCAAGCAGGGUAAUUGUUUGCAGCGUGUUGGAAAUUUCAAUAAUUUCUUUAGCUGCUUUGAUAGCCUCAUUGCCGAGGAACGGUCUAAAGAAGAAGAUGGCACGAGUAGGAAACGAGUGAAAAUUAGCGAAGAUGUACGGCCUAAUUCUGGAAAACAUGUCCGAGUACAUACGACAGGUGUACGGGGAAGAUAGAUGGGAGGAGAUCCGACGACAAGCAUCCGUAGAUCAACCUAGUUUCAGCGUUCAUCAGGUCUACCCUGAGAACCUUAUACCGAGAUUAGCGAAGAAGGCUAUUCACGUACUUGGCGUAACGGAAAAAGAAUUUUUCGAUCAGAUGGGUGUACACUUCGUAGGAUUCGUUGGCCAGUACGGUUAUGAUCGUGUGCUUUCAGUACUUGGGCGUCACGUAAGAGAUUUCCUUAAUGGAUUGGACAAUUUACACGAAUAUCUGAAAUUCUCCUACCCUAGGAUGAGAGCGCCUUCGUUUAUUUGCGAGAACGAGACGCGGCAAGGCCUGACCCUCCAUUACAGGAGCAAACGACGCGGAUUCGUUUAUUACACGAUGGGUCAGAUAAGAGAGGUGGCCCGACACUUUUAUCACAAGGAAUUACAGAUCGAGCUGGUGCGCGAGGAGAUUCUAUUCGAUACCGUGCACGUCACUUUUCAGCUCACCUUUGAUAACAGAGCUUUUACCCAAGCCUCGUUGACUAUGACACGCGAGGAGAAGCAUUUGCCAAUAGGAGCCUCCGUCUUGUUUGAAAUAUUUCCUUUUUGUAUCGUUUUCGGAUCAGACAUGAUCGUAAGGAGUAUCGGAAAUUCCUUGAUGGUAAUAUUACCCGAUCUAGUUGGCAAAAAGAUUACACACUUCUUCGACCUUGUCAGGCCACUCAUUGCAUUCAAAUUUCACUCGAUUUUAAACAGAACGAAUAAUAUCUUCGAGCUAGUCACCGUGGAACCAAUUCUCACAGAACGGCCACCAGAUCGACAGAAAAAUGAAAUUUUAUUGAGCGACGAACUCGACUCGGUAGAUGACAGAACCUUGAGAUUGAAAGGUCAGAUGAUAUACAUGGAUAACUGGAAGAUGAUGAUGUAUCUUGGUACGCCCGUUAUGCCAGAUUUGAAUUCCCUGAUCGCAACGGGUCUCUACAUUAAUGAUCUAUCGAUGCAUGACUUUAGCAGAGAUCUGAUGCUUGCUGGCACUCAACAAUCGGUGGAACUGAAGUUAGCUUUAGACCAGGAGCAAUUGAAAAGCAAAAAGCUAGAGGAGUCUAUGAGAAAGUUGGACGAGGAGAUGAAACGCACGGACGAAUUGCUGUAUCAGAUGAUACCGAAACAGGUGGCAGAUCGUUUGAGAAACGGCGAGAGUCCGAUAGACACGUGCGAGAUGUUCGACAGCGUUUCAAUUUUAUUCUCGGACGUAGUGACAUUUACAGAGAUCUGCAGCAGAAUCACACCGAUGGAGGUGGUGUCCAUGUUGAACGCGAUGUACUCCCUUUUCGACACGUUAACAGAACGGAACCGGGUGUAUAAGGUUGAAACUAUCGGCGACGCAUACAUGGUGGUAUCUGGUGCACCAGUGAAGGAGAACGAUCACGCAGAUCGUGUGUGCGAUAUGGCGCUCGAUAUGGUUGAAGCGAUAACGGAUCUCAAAGACCGAUCCACAGGUCUUCAUCUUCAAAUACGAGUCGGUAUUCAUAGCGGUGCUGUGGUGGCCGGUAUAGUCGGCUUGAAAAUGCCACGAUAUUGUUUGUUCGGCGAUUCGGUGAACACGGCAUCUCGUAUGGAGGCAACCAGCCAGGCAAUGCAAAUACACAUAUCAGAAUCCACGCGAGAACUAUUGUCACCGUCGUAUAAAGUUAAAGAACGAGGGGAGAUAGAAGUGAAGGGUAAAGGUACGAUGAAGACUUACUGGUUAGAAAAAAGGGAGCAUAGAUCGUCAUCGACGAAAGGAAUUACCAUUCAAGAACCGACACAGUGGAACACGAGAAACACCGAGAAGAGAGUAUCCGCAGGGGCGCCGGCUGCUUUCACGGCAGCCACCAUGUACGAAAAUCAAAAUUGCUUGGACACGUUGUCUAGGAGAGGUUCGAAUAUUGUCUCGCCAACGCCUGCAGAUUCCACGUUCAUCCCUGAAGAAAGAAGAAUUUACUCGCCUAUCACGUUCCAAGACGUUGCUCGUCGAUCAGUGGCAAAUUCACCGACGAAGAACGCCGAUUCGAAAGAAUGCAGGUCGAACUCGAUGGGUGCGGUGAUGACCAGGAACUCGGAGAUGUUCAGCUGCCUUGUGAGCGACACCGAGGAACACUUCAGACAGCACAGGGACAGUUUAUCGCCCCGCGCGGAGAACCGAUCGGCCGGGAUACAUCCGAAACCAGAGCUGAACGUGACGAGCUCGAGCUCGUCGUCGGAGGAGUCUCGCGACGACAGAGCUGCGUCUGCCGAUUCCGAUGUCUCGAAGCGACAGAAGAGCAAAGAGAAUUACAUCACGUUCCAUAGCGAUCUCAGCAACUCGCAGUCGUUGACGCACCAGGAUCAGUGUUGUCCUGGUUUCACGAUGUCGAAGAGCGGCAAAACGCGCCAUCAGAGCAACGGAUGCUGCAUCGCCUAGUAGGACAAGCCGAGAGUCUAUCCAUCGAUUUGCCUUCUCGACGAGUUGACCUCGUUGUUUCGACGGUGUGUACACCGAGCGUGAUCGAACUCAUGGUUGCGAGUAUACAGAGUGUCCCACGCAACUGGAACAAGCUACAGCUCUGAAAGGAUAGAAGAUAGAAAGGAAAAUUCGUUGGACAAAAUCAAUCGAGGGCGAUGGUAAUUAAUCGCUUCGAAUAUUCCGAAAUCACCUGUUUAGAGUAGCAGGAUCGUUCAGAGACUGACGACCCAAGUAGUGUUGACACGACGACGAUACAAAUGCAUUCUGAAAAGAUUCUUUGAUCGCAACUUUGGUACGUGUACUUGGGCGUUUCUCGCGAUAUCAGUUUGAUUCGAACGAUUACAACGUACACUUUCGUCGCGAGUUCACCCGAGCAUCGACUCGCGCCGUUUGUUCGAAUCACCGUUUCCUGAAUAGCGUUCUCCACUUGAGAACUUUUUCAAUUUCGCAAAAGAUAUCGCGUGUCUGCUUUGACACGUCUGUUGAGAUUUUCUGUAACGAAAAAUGGCCGGCCAUCGAGUUCUCGCAUCUUCGUGAUCUUAUCGUUGUUUGAAGAAACAGGGACGAUCUUAAGAUUACAUUAAGAAAAAGCGAAACUCUGUCUAGCGAAACUCUCUUCUAUCUUUUAGCGUGUCAGAACGACAGCUUGUCCAAGUUGCGUGGGACACUUAGUAUAUCGUUCAUUUUUCAUUGGUCGAGCACUGACACCCUUAGGACGACGUGGAACCCGCUUUAUAUUUCGCUGAUGGUCGCUUUUAUAUUUUGAUCGCGGGAUUAGCGUCGCAGAGGUUGCGUCAGUCGUUGGAAACUGUCGUUUGAAAUAUUUUCGUUUAUUAAAUUCGAGAGAGAUAAAUUUCGACGUUUCACUGGAAUUGCAGUGUUAACUUUGUGACGGUGACGAGUGACACACGCUACUAUCAACGUGUGAACUCCGAUAAAGCUACACUAUCGCCAGCAUAAGUUUAAGACACUUUCGGUGUGAGACGAGAUUGCGCCAUUUGACGCAAAUUCCAUGUUUCUCGUUGUCUUCGUUUUCUAGUUGUUCUACUAUAGAUCUAUCGUUUCAUUCAUCGUACGUAUAAUAUACAAAUAUCAUGUCAUUGUACAUUAUUGUUCAAAAUAUGAGAUCGUUAGGUAAUCCCAUGAAAAGUAAAAAUUUGUAAGAAAGCUUUACGUGCGGAAUUUUAUUCGAGCAAGAGAUACCAUAGCAUUGAUUUCGAAUUAAUAUGUCUAUUAUGUUUCGAAUUAAUCGAAAUAAUAAAUGAAAUUGAUAGACGAUUCGCUGUAUAUGUAAAAUACAGUUGAGCAAGUGAUUUCAAGUUGUCCGAUAAUGUACGUAAAACGAUACCGAAGAGAGAGAGAGAGAGAGAGAGAGAGAGAGAGUAUAGUAAGACAAGCUGAAUAAUUCCAUUUUUUAAAAAAUGCCUUAACGUUUCUGUUAAAAUGCACGUUCGUCGAUUAAUUUGUCGGGAAUCGAACGAUGGAUGGUUCUUCAUACGCAAUGUUGGAAUUUUUGAAUUUAUGUACAGAUACGUAGACAUAAAUUUAGAAUUCUAAGCGCUGCUGUUUUAAGAAAGUAUUUAUUAUAGAUACGUUACAGACAUAAGAAGGAUAAGCAAAGUAACGUUUAGAUAGUAGUUUAAAUUAUUGAAUUUUUUAAUGUUACGAGGAACGAAAGAUGUAACAUCAAUGACGAAAAGAAAAGAUCUCGAUCAACAACAAAAAAAAAAAAAAAGGGUAGAGAUUUAUUAUCAUCACCUUCCUUUUAAUCGACAUUCUAUCGAUUAUAAAUAAUAGAGAUAUCGUGUCUAUAAAUGUUAUUAAAUAAUUAGACUGCGGAUAUUUAAGCAACUUCGUAUCUUUGUAAAUAAUUAAAACGAAACCUAGAUAGUUUAUCUUAUCUACCAAAUAUAUUAACAAACGAUAAAAUACUCUGAAUAUUUUGCGUAUAUAUAUUCGCGUAUCUUCAUUCUGUGUAUUUUUGCAUUCUCAGAUUUCCCAAAAAAAUGUAUAAAAAUCCGCAGUCUAUUUACGAUAUAUGUAUGCUGACUCACGAUAGUAUUAGAACACUUACGAUUUUAGAACAAUUUUAUGUGCAUAUUGUAUAUUAAACAUUUUGAAACUUUGUUAGUACUAUAAUGAAAGGUAUUUAAUAACGAAAAUUCAUUAGUACUACGAUACUUGUCACGAUUGUAUUGGUAAAAUAUGAAAUCAGUCUGAAUAUGAAUAUAAAAAUUGCAAAACACUUAUUGCAAAUGCGUUAAUAAAAAAUUAAUAUACAGUUACAAGUAGCCAUCCGAAGGAUACGAUAACAAUAAUAAUUGUUAAUAUCCAGGUUUAACAAUGUAACGCUUAAUCGACUGUUUUUAAAUACUUUUGUCAUCUCUACGAAAUAUAAAUACAGAGUCUGUUCGACUAACACGUAAAAUCGGGCAGGACGCGAUUCUUUGCGGAAAAAUAAGGAAAAGUAUGGAAUCAAAUUUCUCGGAUCAGUUUUCGAGAAUAUGAAAUUUGAAAAUUUAUCGAGUACACCCGAACGUGGUUGAUUCGAAACUGGACAGGGUUAAACUAUCAACGAGAAGUUAUUCUACGCGUGAAAAUAAAUCAGAAACGUAGAAUGAUAUUUUCCCAUUUAAAAUUUUAUUUUCAAGAAAAUAGGAUGAAUUUUCAAACUUAUUUUUCUCGCAAACGAAGAGUCUCCCGAACAAAUGUUACUCUCACACGUACAACGAUUAUUUAUUCCUGUCCAGCCCAAUCAGUGAAAUCGGCCACGUUCAAUUAUACUUGAUAAAUUUUCGAACUAGAUUUUCUCUAAUCGUUAAAAGCUCAAGUCGAGAAUAAACAAAUUUUACUUCACGGUCUUCUCUCAUCUUUCCACGUUCGAUCGCGUCCUGCUCGCGUGUUCGCGUUAAAUGCCUCGUAGUUCUAUGUACUGACAUCUUCAGAUCGAUUUGAAACGUUAUCAACGGUAAUCAUGGUAAUCGAGUUUCGUAACAGUGGCAACAACAAAUUUCAAAAUGUUUUCUCGUAUAACGCACGCAAUACAUUGUCCGCGAGUAGUCGAAUAGUUUUCGCGACUCGAUGCACGAAUAACAUUGUUUGCUGUACGUAUAACGCGUAUUUAAUAUUUCAAACGACAGUUUGCAGCGAUUUGGCCGGCGCACGAAAAGGGAACAAGCGAGAAACGUAGCACUUGGUUUUAGCGGAAAUUUGAAAGUGGACCGUGUGCGUUGUCGAUCGAAACCGACGUUCUGCAAUUCUCAACGAUUGCAAUUCAAAAGUGUCUUAAAUGAAAUUUAUAUAUAGUAUAUUCUUGUCACGUAAGUUAAUAUCGAUACUCGUAUCGUACAUUUUAAAUCGAAUAAGAAGCAGAAAGUCACCAAGAACUUAGGUUUCUUUUAAUACUCGUCGCGUGUGACUCUUCCAGUUUCUCUGUCAGAUACUCCUUUCAUAUCCGAUUGUAAUCUCUGUUUUCGCGAACAUGGUUCGUCGCGUCGAUAGCUUUAAAUCUAUUAAACGAAGGUGACGUUUAUCACCGAUUGAUCGACGAAAUACGAUAAGAUGAGAUGUAACGAAGUGAACGAAAAAUUGACCAGAUAAGCGAACGAAUUAGCGGAGAGUAGUAGUCUCUUUUCUUCUUCUUUUGAUAAUUAAUUUUAAGCUUUGUCUGUGAAGAAUAUCGUUUGAAAUGUUUGCCUGCAUUAAUUGAUUAAUUAAUCUUGAUCUCAAGCGUUAAUUCGUUACGAUGAUAUUAUAAAGUUAGAACUAUUUUCUGUUACAACUUGCACCUGACGCUAUAAAUUACGCUAAAGUCUGAUAGAUUCAUUUACAUUUAAUUCGCGUAAUAAAUUCAUUUCGGAACAAUUCAAUUGGCACGUAAUCAACGGAAGAUCACGAGGUUAAUCGGUGUUUUCUUUUACAUUGAUCUGUUGAAUUUUCAUUGGGUUUAUUUAACGAGGAAUAUCAUGCUGUAAGAAGUAACACAAAUAAUAAAUAUGUUAAGUAUUUUCAAUAUAAUUAUGGAUGUAUCUCUUAAUAUUUAUGCUGUAUUUUAUAAAAACAAUUCAAGAACCAACUUCUAUAAAUUUAAUAUCGCCCCCUUAACUGAAAAUUAAUUUUCUUCGAUCGCAUAUCUGUUGGCUGUCAACGAACGUUGCUCGAUAAAUUCGAUAAAGGAAUAGCAAUCGUGUUACGUUUGCAAAACCAUACGUACGACUUUACAGCGAAUCUAAAGAAUUAUAGCAGAUACGUAAAGAAACAAUUUUGAAAUAACGAAAGAUUAAAAGACUAAAUGUGUAUAGUUAACAACAUAUUUUGUUUUUUAAAACGAAGAUAACGAGCGUUACGAAGUCGUUGUGUAUUUUCAAACUGUUCAAUUUUAAAUCUACGACCGAAGAAUUGUAUACAAAAAAAAAACUUACUCUGUUUCUUAAAAUAAAAAUGACGAAUAUA